Molecule: messenger RNA, 4785 nt
Organism: Darwinula stevensoni
Lineage: Eukaryota; Metazoa; Arthropoda; Ostracoda; Podocopida; Darwinulidae
Source: the annotation of a GenBank genome assembly
AUGUCAAAUGCAGCACAAGUACCAAAAGAACAUAAAAACAAUCGGAGUCGAGAAGAUCUUGAGCAUGCCAUGCGUGCCUUGCGGAACGGCGAAAAGAUUUUAACACUCCCAACUGGGGAUAUCCGAAAGAAAAAGCCAGGAGGAAGAAAAGCUGUGGAAUCAUCAUCUAACAUGGAUCUCAUUACAGCAGAAGUUGUGUAUAGUUGGAAAUUUGUGAACUAUUCAUGGCCUUCAGAUGAACAUGAAAAAGCAGCUCUCAAACGAGAGGAGUAUAUUCCAAGGAACUGCCUCUUGUCAGGUAUCAAAGUAUUCAAAGGUGAUGUGUACGUGACUACAUCUCGAUGGAGACAUGGUGUACCAGCUGCUCUAUCCAAAGUAGUGGGAGGAAAGCUGGCACCAUACCCAAGCUGGGAGAUGCAAGAAAUAGGGAAUUGUUCAGCCCUUCAGUUCAUUCAGAGCAUGGAGAUAGAUCCAAUGGGACGCAUGUGGAUCCUAGACGCAGGAAAUGCUGUCAACCAUUCUCAGGGGCGUAAUCACCCCUUAAGGGCAAGUUGUCCUUCCAAGUUGGUUGUCUGGGACCUAAUGGAAAACAGAUCUGUCCAUGUCCAUGAAUUUCAUCAUUAUGUGGCUCCCAAUGACAGUUUCCUGAAUGAUUUGGUACUUGAUCUUUCUGGAGGCAUGGAUGAUAUUUAUGCUUACAUCACAGAUUCACGGAAGAGUGCCAUCAUAGUUUACAGCUUUAGGGAAGAUUCCUCUUGGAAGGCACAACACAAAUCCAUGAAUGCAGAUCCCAAAGCCAAAUACAUUUUUAUCUCUGGUGAAAAGUAUAUUGCAUCCACAUCUGUAGAUGGCAUAGCUCUCUCACCUCUCACAGAACGUCAUCCUCGUGUUUAUUAUUGUCCUCUGAGUUCAUUGCACCUCUUUUCCAUUCCAACGGAUGUGCUGAAGAAUCAGGCAUUAGCAACUUCUCAUCUGGGACCACAUGUAAAGGACCAUGGACCAAAACCUUCACAAACAGAUGGAAUAAUCAUGUCUUCAAAUGGCAGGCUUUACUUUGGAUCCUUGAGUGAAAAUGCCAUUUAUGAAUGGGAAGCUUUCCAUCCUGAAACAUCUGAUCAGCCUACUGGAAAAGUCAAUGAUACAGCACACAUGAUAUCUCAAGAUAAUUUGACCAUGCAAUGGGUUAAUACCUUUGCUAUAUCUGAUGGAUACCUCUGGUUUACAACCAACCGCUAUCAUCUCUUCUUACUGCAUCUCAUGGACAAGAACGAGCCAGUACGUGUUUCAGCCAUGGGCCGAAAAGUGACUCUUGCAACGUGUUGUUUGAAUCAGUGGGCAUUAGACUUUGAAGGGAAUCUGCAAAGGAUUCUAUCCAGUGUUGAGGAGGCAAAGAAUCUGGGUGCAUCAUACAGGACAGGACCGGAAUUGGAAAUCACGGGCUACAGCUGUGAAGACCAUUUUCAUGAAGGGGAUACACUUCUACAUUCUUGGCAAGUCCUUGCCAAGCUUCUUGUGCAUCCAAUAUGUACUGACAUCAUUGUUGAUGUUGGAAUGCCUGUUAUGCACAAGAAUGUCACCUACAACUGCCGAAUCAUAUUCCUGAACAAGAAAAUCUUUCUGAUCCGUCCAAAAAGGAUCCUUUGUGAUGAUGGAAUCUACCGUGAGACCCGAUGGUUCACUGCAUGGACAAGAGAUAGAACAACAGAGGAGCAUUUCUUGCCCCGCAUUAUUUCUUCUAUUACUGGCCAGAGCACUGCUCCAAUUGGAGAUGCUGUCAUUGCAACUAAGGACACCUGCAUUGGCUUUGAAAUUUGUGAAGAGUUAUGGAAUCCCAAAAGUUCACACAUUGACCUGGGCUUGGAUGGCGUGGAGAUCAUUGUCAACAGCUCAGGUUCAUACAGUGAACUGAGGAAGGCACAUAUACAUGUGGAAAUGAUCAAAUCAGCAACUGCACGAUCAGGUGGAUGCUAUGUAUUCUCUAACCUGCGUGGCUGUGAUGGGCAGCGUGUCUACUUCAAUAGCUGUUCAUGCAUUGCACUCAAUGGCUCCAUUGUCAGCAAGACCAAGCAAUAUGCUCUGGAAGAAGUGGAAGUAGCAGUUGGGACGAUCGACUUGGAAGACAUCAGAUCAUAUAGGAAUGCCAUUCGAAGUCGAUGUCUUCGUGCUUCAUAUGCCCCCUCAUUCCCACGCAUUCAGGUGGAGUUUGCAUUAUCCUCAGAUGCUGACAUCUUCUUGCCAAGCUUCUCAGCUCUUCCCUGGGACUAUCACAGCAAUGAAGAAGAAAUAGCUCUUGGACCAGCUUGCUGGCUGUGGGAUUUUCUCAGACGGAGUGGACAAGGUGGAUUCUUUCUCCCUCUGAGUGGAGGUGUAGAUUCAUCAAGUGUUGCCUGCAUCAUCUUUUCUAUGUGUCAUCUUGUUGUGGACACUAUUCAGAAAGGAGUGGAGGAAGUCCUUGUGGAUGUGAGGCACAUCGUAGGAGACAGUGCUUACGUGCCAGUUGAUCCUAGAGAGCUCUGCAGCCGCUUGCUUAUCACCUGUUACAUGGGAUCAGAGAAUUCAUCAGCUGAGACAAGGAAGUCGGCUAAGUCCCUUGCUCAUGAUAUUGGAAGGGCCCACAAAGAAUACCGAAAAAACUUCAACUACAUUGCCAACACGGUCUCAGCAGACACCUUCACAAUGCCACCUCAAACGGGGUUGCCACCUUCUGUAGAGGUGAUACUCGUCACGGCCCACCUGGGGCACCUCCGCGGACCACCGGUUGAGAACCACUGGUUUUCCUUUGCUUAUAGAGUAUGCAUCCUAAAUCUUGCUAGUUACCAUCUGGAGGCAGGCAUUGACAUGGCAGUGACAGCUUUCCUGGGUAUCUUUACUUCAAUUACUGGUGCCAUUCCCAAGUUCACAGCAAAUGGUGGAUCUGUCAGAGAGAAUGUCGCCCUUCAGAAUGUUCAGGCUCGUGUGCGAAUGGUUCUAUCAUAUCUCAUGGCCCAAUUGAUCCUGUGGGUGCGCGGUCGAAGCGGGGGACUCCUUGUUCUUGGAACAGGAAAUGUCGACGAAGCCCUUCGAGGUUACAUGACCAAGUAUGACAACUCUUCAGCUGACUUGAAUCCCAUUGGAAGUAUUUCCAAAGUUGACCUCCGCAAGUUCCUUCAUUUUUUCAGACUCAAGUAUAAGUUACCCUCCCUUGAGGGCAUUCUCCAAGCUCCUCCAACUGCAGAAUUAGAACCAUUACAUGAUGGAAAACUAGUUCAGACUGAUGAAGCUGAUAUGGGCAUGAGUUAUGAAGAACUCUCUCUGUAUGGGAGACUUCGCAAGCAGAAUGCUUGUGGCCCAUAUUCCAUGUUCUGUAAGCUGAUCCAUCUAUGGCAAGACAGAGCUACACCUGAGCAGGUGGCUGAGAAGGUGAAGCAUUUCUUCCGAUGUUAUGCUAUCAAUCGCCACAAGAUGACAGUUGUCACUCCUGCAUACCAUGCUGAGACCUACAGUCCAGAUGACAAUAGAUUUGAUCAUCGCCCAUUCCUCUACAAUAUCCAGUGGACGUGGCAGUUCCGAGCCAUUGAUGAACAGGCAAGCUUACCAGGUGUUGAUCGCUUGUUGCAUGAGAAGAAGCAUGGAGCUAUCAAGGACUCUGAUAUGACUUCAGAUGAAAAGAGAAGAAAGAUGCAUUCCCAAUCUAAUGAUAAAGGUGUCAGCCAGAAGCGUCUCUUCCCCAGGGCAUCAACAGGUGAGGAGGCCAGUGGUGUAAUGGAUGCAAGCUCCUCUCCAGUACAAGUUAUGAAUGAUAAAGUACUGACUAAAGUGAAAUUUAAAAUGAAGAGAGCUGUCCUUCAGAUAAAAAAUUCACCUGUUAAUGGAGUUCCAACCCAAGAGGAACUUCUGGCCACUCUCAAGAAACAUUUCAAGCACAAAGACUUCCGAAGCCAGCUGCAGAAUGAUGCUGUUCGAACAAUAGUAAGAGGGACUCAAGAUGUUCUUGUCAUCAUGCCAACUGGGUCUGGGAAGUCUCUCUGUUACCAGCUGCCUGCAGUGCUUUCUCUUGGGAAAGUCACAAUUGUUAUCUCCCCUCUUCUUGCACUUAUCAAGGCAUUGACUUCCUUAUGCUUCCUUUGCCAAAACAGUCAAGACCAAAUGGAUCACCUGGCAAAGCUAAAAAUCCAAGCUCGAUCCAUCAAUUCUAAAAUGAGCGUUAAAGACAGGAAGGGUGUAUACCUGGAUUUGUCAAGCAAAGUCCCUGACACAAGACUUCUCUACAUCACUCCAGAGCAGGCUGCAUCUCCUCAUUUUCAAGGACUCUUGGGGAGGCUGUACAAGGGAAACAAGCUUGCAUACAUGGUGGUUGAUGAAGCUCAUUGUGUGAGUCAGUGGGGGCAUGAUUUUCGACCAGAUUACCUUAAAUUAGGUCAUCUGAGGGAGAUGAUCCCUCAAACUCAUUGGAUUGCCCUGACUGCCACAGCUACUCCACAGGUGAUAGAUGACAUAAAGAAGCAAUUGAUGUUGGGGGAACAUGUGGCAAUGUUCACAGCCUCUUGCUUUCGACCUAACCUCUAUUAUGAUGUUGUCUUCAAGGAUGCAAUGGAUGAUCCAUAUGCAGACCUCAUAGGAUUCAUUUAUGAUUGCUUAGGAGAACAUUGGGAGUGUGAAGAAAAAAGAGAAGUGGGGAGUGGCAUCAUAUAUUGUAGAACAAGGGACUCUACAGAGGAGGUUGCCCGUUGUGUAUCAAAGAAAGGGAUCCCUGCUCAUGCUUAUCAUGCAGAGGUGGAACACUUUGAGGGGCUCUUAUCCCUUUGA